AUGAACGGCAUGGUUUGGGGACUUUUUCAUCACCCGCCGCGCUUCAUGGAGUCCGACAACAAAAGUUUCCAGCCCUGGAGAGACUACAUGGGACUGUCCGACACCAUCAAAGAGAUCUUGAGCCGAAAUGCUACCUCUGAGUCCUCCCUGACUGCAUCCAAACCUGCGCUCUCGGAAUCUGGUGAUCUGGCUCUGGUGUCUGGUUUUUACGCAUCCGGCAGAAGUAACCAACACGCAGACAGUGCGCCGUACUUCCUCCGUAAAUCUCCACUCCAAGGUAACUUGAGUCACCAGCACCCCUGUGAUGAUUUGCGUCCAAAUUCGACUCACACAGUGAAUUUGAAGCUUGUGCCCAAACCGGCGAGUUCCGGAGCGCCAAAAGAGCGCAAGAAGACGACGCGCUUCAAAACACCUGAGCCGCCUCCGCCUACUGAGCGCAUGUUCUGCAGCUUCUGCAAACACAACGGGGAGUCCGAGCUGGUGUACGGAUCCCACUGGCUGAAGAACCAGGGAGGAGACGUUCUGUGUCCCUACCUGCGGCAGUACGUGUGUCCCCUGUGCGGAGCCACGGGCGCCAAAGCUCACACCAAGCGCUUCUGUCCCAGAGUGGACAGCGCGUACAGCUCCGUUUACGCAAAGUCCAGACGCUGA
Stegastes partitus (bicolor damselfish) is the source of this 651-nucleotide messenger RNA. It is a transcript of the gene nanos3, whose product is annotated as nanos homolog 3. Lineage: Eukaryota; Metazoa; Chordata; Actinopteri; Pomacentridae. Gene Ontology annotation, molecular function: RNA binding; zinc ion binding. The transcript has a single exon. The record is from RefSeq and is a predicted model, not a curated record. Bases 1 to 651 code for a protein of 216 amino acids.